Messenger RNA from Oreochromis aureus, 1480 nucleotides. RefSeq names its product hsp90 co-chaperone Cdc37-like. The record is from RefSeq and is a predicted model, not a curated record. NCBI's taxonomy places the organism in Eukaryota, Metazoa, Chordata, Actinopteri, Cichliformes, Cichlidae. Gene Ontology annotation, cellular component: cytoplasm. Gene Ontology annotation, biological process: protein stabilization; protein folding. Bases 351 to 1343 code for a protein of 330 amino acids. Gene Ontology annotation, molecular function: protein kinase binding; protein-folding chaperone binding; heat shock protein binding. The transcript has 8 exons.
UUGAGUGGCUGCAUGGCGCCUGGCGUUGUCCUUGGAUACGGGAUUUCUCCUCUUAGCUUGUUUCGCUAAGAAGAUUGGACUCUGUCCAGUUUUGUCGUCUUUGCUCGCUUGCCUCAUGUUUUGUCGGUUUAGGCUCACAGAAGCUGCCUCUUAGUAUAACUGAUAGGAGUCGGACAGCAUGAGCGGCGUCGACUACAGCGUGUGGGACCACAUCUACGUGUCAGACGAUGAAGAUGCCACGUGCCCGUUCGUGGACACUCCGAGCUUGUUCAGAAUGAGACACCGGGUCAGCAGUGACAGUAGUGCUAGCCGUGAAGUUUGGAGUGCUACACCUGAGCCGGCUGGAGAAAAUGGUAGAGUUUCAGCAGAGAGGGGAGGACCUGGAAACCAGCUUUGCAGAAUGCAGGAGGCUAUUAGAGGAAGCCCAGGGACGACUUGCAUACCUAGAAGAAAGAAUGAGGGAGGGAGGUGAGGAUAAGGAGAGCGAAGCUGAGCUGAAAAAAGUCCAGGCAGAAAUAAAGAAACUGAAACAGGAUGAGGAGUCCUUUGAGAAAUUGCUAGAAGAACACCGAAAAGAAGAGAAGAAGCUGCCCUGGAAUGUAGACACUAUCAGCAAGGAUGGUUUCAGCAAGAGUGUGCUCAACAUUAAGCCUUUAUCAAAGGAGGAAACUGGGGAGGAAAAGGUGGAGAACCACAAGAACUUUCUGGGGAAGUAUGGGGAAAAAAUCAAACACUUUGGGAUGCUGCGGCACUGGGAUGAUAGUCAGCAGUAUCAGUCAGACCACCCGCACCUGGUGUGCGAAGAGACUGCUAAUUACCUUGUUGUCAUCUGUAUCGAGUACGAGAUAGAUGAGAAACACGCCCUGAUGGAGCAGGUGGCCCACCAAGCCAUUGUCAUGCAGUUCAUCUUGGAUUUGGCUCGGACGCUGAAAGUUGACCCGAGAGGCUGCUUCAGACAGUUCUUCUCAAAGAUCAAGACUCUAGAUAAGCCGUACCAAGAUGCAUUUGAGCAUGAGCUGGAGAUGCUAAAGGAGCGGGUCCGCAGCUCUGCACAGACUCGUAUGGAGAAAACUGUGAAAGAGCUGGAGGAGGAGGAGAUACAGAAGAGACUGGGCCCAGGUGGUUUGGACCCUGUAGAGGUCUAUGAAUCGCUACCAAAGGAGCUAAAGAGGAGCUUUGAUGAGAAGAACAUUCAGAUGCUGCAGGAAGCUAUGAGCAUGCUGGACCCUGAGGAAGGAAAAUACCACCUGCAGAGGUGUAUUGACUCUGGAUUGUGGGUCCCUGAUUCCAGAGGGGAUGAGGAUGGGGAUGAAGAUGAAGAUGGGGACAAGGAAGAGGAUUAAUAAUACUUUAUUAUAAACCUAGUCAAUGUACCUACUGUGUGUUGUUAUAUAGGUGUUGUUUCUAGCUGCUUUGUUUUUAAAUGUCUCCAUGUUAAACUAAAUCUAGUCAAUUAAAUGCAUGUGCAUAUACCGUGAAA